This is a messenger RNA of Arabis nemorensis, 765 nucleotides long. The record is from the annotation of a GenBank genome assembly. NCBI's taxonomy places the organism in Eukaryota, Viridiplantae, Streptophyta, Magnoliopsida, Brassicales, Brassicaceae.
AUGGUUAAAUAUCGGAAGAAUCGAUGGACGAAGGAGGAAGAAGAUGCGCUUCUCGCCGGAAUAAACAAGUACGGCACCGGAAAAUGGAUGGAUAUCUUAGAAGAUCCAUUGUUGUGGAAUCAAUUUGUAGAUCGAUCUAAUGUUGACCUAAAGGAUAAAUGGCGUAAUAUGAAGAAUAAGGAGAAAUCAGUGACACAGAAACACAAUUCUGCUUCGAUUUACCCUGGAAACACUUCGCAUGUUGUUGUUAAGAACGAACCUUCUCCAAAUAGUUCAUCAGAUACGAGUGAUGAUUCUUCUAGGUGUGAUGCAAUUGUUUUGGAAACUAUAGGAUCAAUGAAUCAUGAAUACGGCUCUGAUCUUAAUCAGAUUCUCAGCGAUAUCCAGGAACGUUACGAAGUACCAGAAAACUUUAGGAAGGUUCUGAGUGAGAGCUUGAAAAUCCUGGUUUCUCAAGGAAAACUCGAAAAGGUACGAAAUCGCUACAAGAUCUCAGACGUUGAAAACAAGUUGUUCAAAGUAGCAGCAGAAGAAGUAGCAACAAGACUCGCAGAGGCAGAUAACAAAGCGUUAAUAGCAGCAGAGGCAAUCAAAGAAGCAAAACGAAUGAAAAAGUUGGCAAAAGAAAGCCAAAUGAUGCUUCACAUAUCCUUAGAUAUCAAUGAACAAUGUGCUCUUGGCGAAAAGGCUUCAACCGGUACUUCUGAUUCGAGCGUUAGACAUCCAAGAGCCAUUGAUCUCCGGUUUCUUCUCAGCUUUCACUAG